Helobdella robusta is the source of this 1173-nucleotide messenger RNA. RefSeq lists its product as hypothetical. Gene Ontology annotation, molecular function: beta-N-acetylhexosaminidase activity. The transcript has 11 exons. Gene Ontology annotation, cellular component: membrane. The record is from RefSeq and is a predicted model, not a curated record. Gene Ontology annotation, biological process: glycosaminoglycan metabolic process; ganglioside catabolic process; carbohydrate metabolic process. Lineage: Eukaryota; Metazoa; Annelida; Clitellata; Rhynchobdellida; Glossiphoniidae. The annotation marks the transcript as partial.
CUGAAGGUUUCGAAAACAGGUCUCACCCUAUCUGCCAUGGAGGUCUGGGGCAUUCUAAGGGGCUUGGAAACGUUCAGUCAGCUGGUCUACCAGAAGGAGGGUGACUACAUGCAGUAUUGGAUAAAUAAGACCUAUGUGAAGGACUAUCCAAGGUUCAAGCACAGAGGAGUUCUUCUCGAUACCUCCAGGCACUACCUGAGUCUUCAAACUAUUCUAGAGAAUCUGGAGUCCAUGGCAAACAACAAGCUGAACGUCUUUCACUGGCACAUUGUCGACGAUCAGUCGUUUCCAUUCCAAUCCAAGACCUACCCAAAUCUCACUAAAAUGGGGGCGUACGACCCUGUAACCCACAUAUACACCCACGAGGACAUUGCCACGGUCAUUGAGGAGGCCAGACUCCGAGGCAUCAGGGUGAUACCGGAGUUCGAUACCCCUGGCCACACCUUCUCUUGGGGCUUCGGCCAGAAUCACCUGCUGACGCCAUGUUACGAUUAUAAAGGGAUAUUCAACGGAUUGUACGGUCCCAUAAAUCCAAUCCUGAAAAAAAAUUACGGAUUCCUUAAGAAUCUAUUCAAAGAGGUCUUGUCUUUAUUUAAGGACAAGUACAUACACCUUGGCGGGGAUGAAGUUCCAUUUGAUUGCUGGUUAUCCAAUAUUCAGAUACAGAAUUUUAUGAAGAAAAAUUUUCUCAAUGAUAUCAAACAGAUACUAUCAUUUUUUGAGAGACAACUUCUCCAGCUGAUAUCCGCGAAUGCCAAAUCACUGAACCGCAAGACGGGCAGCAUCGUGUGGCAAGAGAUGUUUGAUAAUGAUCUGCCGAAAGACACAAUAAUUCAAGUUUGGAGCGGUGAUUCGUACGAUGUGGAGAGGGUGAUUAAAGCUGGAUAUGCCGUCAUAUUUAGCACCUGCUGGUACCUGGAUUAUAUCCAGUAUGGCCAGGAUUGGGAUAAGUAUUAUCUCUGCGAGCAGAUUGCACACCUUCGAUUAAAAAACGAGUCAAAUUUCUAUGGUGGCGAAAUCUGCUUGUGGGCUGAAUACACCGACGACUCCGAUAUACUGACCAGGAUGUGGCCGAGGGCGUCUGCAGCAGCUGAGCGUCUGUGGAGCGACCGAAACGUCAACAACAUCUACAGGGCUGCAACCAGGAUCGAAACCCAGAGAUGCAGAAUGAUG